AUGCGACCAAUAGCAAGUAGCAACGAACAACAACCAUGCAACGCUGGUCGAGCGAGAUAUGGCGCGGCGCACGCAUCAUCGGAGGAGAAGGGACGGCAUGAUGGCGUCAGAGAAGUCGGAGAAGAGGAGCCGGAAAGAUUGGCGGAGAAGACAUGGCGUUUCACAGAUGAUGAGAUCUUCUCAAGGGGUCGACACUCUAGAGUUGUUAAAUGGAUAAGCCUUCAUUCAACAUGCUAUGAAGCCACGAAGAACAAGGAGAUGUGGAUUGAAAGGUCGCACAAAAGCUGCAGAAGACUUCUGAUUUACCGGCGGAUCGUCUCUCUGGAUAUUACACCAAAGGAGAUCAACAGCUUGCUGGAUAUGACACACAAACAAGAAAUGGAUAGAGAUGGAUUGAGAGAAGCCACAAAGAUCUGUAAAAGGAUCUCUGAUAAGUCUUAA
This is a messenger RNA of Microthlaspi erraticum, 441 nucleotides long. NCBI's taxonomy places the organism in Eukaryota, Viridiplantae, Streptophyta, Magnoliopsida, Brassicales, Brassicaceae. The record is from the annotation of a GenBank genome assembly.